Molecule: messenger RNA, 660 nt
Organism: Orycteropus afer afer
Lineage: Eukaryota; Metazoa; Chordata; Mammalia; Tubulidentata; Orycteropodidae
Gene: RHOC
Product: ras homolog family member C
Biological process (GO): small GTPase-mediated signal transduction
Cellular component (GO): neuron projection
Molecular function (GO): GTPase activity; GTP binding
Source: RefSeq, a predicted model, not a curated record
ACUUCAUCUCAGCUCCAGAGCCCACCCUCUCUUCCUCCCUGGCUGCAGCCUUGGAACUUAAACCGACUGGAGGUCACCAUGGCUGCAAUCCGAAAGAAGCUGGUGAUUGUAGGCGAUGGUGCCUGUGGGAAGACCUGCCUCCUCAUCGUCUUCAGCAAGGAUCAGUUCCCAGAGGUCUACGUCCCUACCGUCUUUGAAAACUACAUUGCAGACAUUGAGGUGGAUGGCAAGCAGGUGGAGCUGGCUCUAUGGGACACAGCUGGGCAGGAAGACUAUGAUCGCCUACGGCCUCUUUCCUACCCAGAUACUGAUGUCAUUCUCAUGUGCUUCUCCAUCGACAGCCCUGACAGCCUAGAAAACAUUCCUGAGAAGUGGACCCCAGAGGUGAAGCACUUCUGCCCCAACGUGCCUAUCAUCCUAGUGGGGAAUAAGAAGGAUCUGAGGCAAGAUGAGCAUACCAGGAGAGAGCUGGCCAAAAUGAAGCAGGAGCCUGUUAGGUCUGAGGAAGGCCGGGAUAUGGCAAAUCGGAUCAGUGCCUUUGGCUAUCUGGAGUGCUCAGCCAAGACUAAGGAGGGAGUACGGGAGGUAUUCGAGAUGGCCACUCGCGCAGGCCUCCAGGUCCGCAAAAAUAAGCGUCGGAGGGGCUGUCCCAUUCUUUGA